Messenger RNA from Magnolia sinica, 2495 nucleotides. RefSeq lists its product as uncharacterized. Gene Ontology annotation, cellular component: cytoplasm; nucleus. The transcript has 12 exons. Bases 107 to 2263 code for a protein of 718 amino acids. NCBI's taxonomy places the organism in Eukaryota, Viridiplantae, Streptophyta, Magnoliopsida, Magnoliales, Magnoliaceae. The record is from RefSeq and is a predicted model, not a curated record. Gene Ontology annotation, biological process: proteasome-mediated ubiquitin-dependent protein catabolic process.
CAUAUAUACACCGAACGGAAGGCAUUUUCAUUUUCACUUCUCCUCCCUCAUCAUCGCGACACCACCAUAUAAGAGAAGAACAAACAACCAAUCUCAAUCUCUCUCAAUGGAAUCGAUGCCUGUAAAUUGGGAAGCUCUCGAUUCUCUGGUGAUAAACUUCGCGAAAUCUGAGAACCUUCUAGAAGAUUCUUCAUCCUCUUCCUCCUCUGCCUCUUCUCCCUCCUCUUCUUCUUACCGCUCCCGUCUUCUCAUCCGUCAGAUCAGACGAUCCCUUGAGAUCGGAGACAUCGAUUCCGCCAUCGAUCUCCUCCGUAUCCACGCCCCUGCCGUCCUUCACGACCACCGCCUCCUCUUCCGAUUGCAGAAACAGAAAUUCAUUGAGCUUUUGAGGAGAGGGACCGCCAGCGAUCGUGAUUCUGCCAUCCAGUGCCUGCGGACAGCUCUCGCUCCGUGCGCUCUUGAUGCAUAUCCGGAAGCAUACGAGGAGUUUAAGCACGUGCUGCUUGCAUUUAUAUUUGACAAAGAAGAUCAAACAUCUCCUGUGGCAAAUGAGUGGUCUGAGAAAAGGAGGUAUGAUAUUGCAGGAUUACUAUCUUCAGUCCUAAGAGCUCACUUACAGGCCUAUGACCCUAUCUUUUCAAUGACCUUGAGGUAUUUGAUAAGCAUACAUAAAGGAUUCUGCUUUCGUCAAGGAGUUUCAUCACCAAUUUCAGAUCUCACUGAAAGGUUGCUUCUUGAGGAGCGAGACCCACCUGCAACUCCCCAGGAGAGUCUUUAUGAGGCACCUCCAUUUGAUGAGGUUGAUAUACAAGCCCUUGCACAUGCCGUGGAGCUAACAAGACAAGGGGCAGUCGACAGCUUGAGAUUUGCUAAAGGAGAUCUAUUUCAGGCAUUUCAGAAUGAAUUGUGCCAGAUAAAACUUGAUGUUCCAAUGCUUGAUGAGCUUGUUCACGAGUACUGUGUUUAUAGGGGAAUUGUGGAUGGUGGCCUUGCACUACCAUCAGCAGCAGGACUGCAAACCCCUACCAGAUCCUCAAAAGUGUACCAGGCGGAUCUUGGAUCAAGCUCUUCGAGAGAUUGCUCUUCUUUCAACAUGGAUUGUGGAACUGGUAGAAACUCAGAUGGUGAAACCUCUGUUAAUAAUGUUGACAUGGAAGGUUCUCAAGAAGCUACUACUGAUGCUGUCAGCACUCGAGGCCAUGAUGUCGAAUUGAGAUAUGCACAUGAGGUAGCAGGCAACCGGGAUGAUUGCAGCACCAGUGAAACACAUCAGUCUGGAACUUGUGGUAGAAGGUCCCCAAGAAGCAGAAGUCAUGCAACUGGAGAAAGGAGCAGGCGCAAGAGAUGGAGAGGGAGAGUUGAGAGGCUAGAAGUCACUCCUGAUUUUUCCUUUGUUGAAACCAGUAAACAAGAACUUGUUGCUCCAACUCCGGAAUCCAAUGCAAGUAGAUUGGAGGAAGAGCAGGUCACCACAAAACAUUCUGUUAUAGUGAAUGUUGAAAAUGGGGAGGACCAUAAGUAUGAUAUUGUUCUAGAGAUGAGGGAACUUGCUCAUAAGGGAAUGGCUGCAGAGGUCGUAGAAGAAGUAAAUGCAAUGGAUCCCAAUUUUUUUGAACAAAAUCCUGUACUACUGUUCCAACUUAAACAGGUUGAAUUUCUUAAACUGGUCAACUGCGGCGAUCAUUCUAGGGCUCUAAGGGUGGCAUGCUCUUAUUUAGGUCCUCUGGCAGCGAGCAAUCCAGCUUUGUUGAAGCCUUUGAAAGAGACUUUGUUGGCUUUGCUUAGGCCCAAUGAAGAUGCAAUUGCCAAAGGCAUACCCUUAUCCGUUCUCGCAACUUCGCUCCAGGUUGCAAUGGGUAGGAGGCUCGGCAUUAAAGAACCUCAGCUGAUGAAGAUAAUGAGGGCUACCCUUCAUACGCAUAAUGAAUGGUUUAGGCUUCAAAUGUGUAAAGACCGCUUCGAAGGACUUCUGAAGAUAGAUUGUUUGAAGGAAAUUGAUGCCACCUUGUCUAUUGAUGCUACAUCCAAGGCAUACGCAGAUACUUGCACACAUGGCUCUUCCCAAGUUACUAUAUCCUCGGGCAGCAGGAUGCCAGAAGAUGGUAGCAGUCCAACUCCAGUGUCUUCUAGAGAUGUUGUUUGUGACGAAACAGCAAUACUUAAAGUUAUGGAAUUCCUUGCUUUGCCGAGGGCUGAUGCUAUCCAUCUACUAGCACAAUACAAUGGGAAUGCGGAGACCGUCAUCCAGCAAAUAUUUGCAUAGCUCUGAUUGUAUUACAGCAGUCCAAAACCGCUAUUUGUUUAUUUAUUUGAACAUUUUUUUUUCAAUUCUAUGUGUCAUAGCCUGUUGCAUAAGCUGUUACAACUGCUCCCCCUCACCGACCUUCUCAUACCAUUCCUUGUACGAACAUAUCCAACAUUUUCUUCUUGGAUCAACCUUAAUAAACUGUAACUUAUAUUUGGAUUGAUCCAUAUUACAAUCAUUUAUUAUUAUU